AUGACGGAGAUGAGAAGGUGGCUUGAGGCUAUCCCUAGGGAUAAAAGACCCGAGUUAUUGAAUAGAUGCCAGCAUCACAUUAGAGUCUACGCCAAGAUAGAUGCAUUGAUGGGAGACAUGCACCCGGCUCUUUGGGCUGACAAGUUGGGGAAUAGUUGGAGAACAACUUUCGACAUAAACGAUUCAUGGGAAAGCAUGGUCUCGAGGGCAGAUCAGAAUGAAGUUUACGCUGAGCAUGCAAGGCCCGGCGGUUGGAAUGAUCCAGACAUGCUCGAAGUUGGAAAUGGUGGUAUGAGUAACGAUGAGUACAUCGUGCACUUCAGCCUCUGGGCUGCUUCUAAGGCUCCUCUUAUUAUCGGUUGUGAUGUAAGGAGCAUGACCAAGGAAACUUUGGCUAUCCUUGGCAACGAGGAAGUGAUUGCUGUAAACCAAGAUCCUCUUGGUGUUCAAGCUAAGAAAGUGCGAAUGUAUGGAGAUUCCGAGGUUUGGGCAGGACCUCUCUCUGGAUACAGAACUGUAGUCGUUCUAUUGAAUCGUUCCCCUGAAUUCAGAACCAUCACAGCCCAAUGGGAUGACAUCGGUCUUCCACUAAACACGGUUGUGGAAGUCAGAGAUCUUUGGAAGCAUGCGACACUAGAGAAGAGGUUUGUGAACGAACUGAGAGCUGACGUGCACCAUCAUGCCUGCAAGAUGUUCCUGUUGACGCCUCUUACACUAUCAGAAGAGGAUGAACCGAAAGUCUAG
Messenger RNA from Musa acuminata subsp. malaccensis (wild Malaysian banana), 744 nucleotides. The record is from RefSeq and is a predicted model, not a curated record. Lineage: Eukaryota; Viridiplantae; Streptophyta; Magnoliopsida; Zingiberales; Musaceae.